Alligator sinensis (Chinese alligator) is the source of this 6010-nucleotide messenger RNA. It is a transcript of the gene SEPTIN5, whose product is annotated as septin 5. Gene Ontology annotation, molecular function: molecular adaptor activity; GTP binding; GTPase activity. NCBI's taxonomy places the organism in Eukaryota, Metazoa, Chordata, Crocodylia, Alligatoridae. The record is from RefSeq and is a predicted model, not a curated record. Gene Ontology annotation, biological process: cytoskeleton-dependent cytokinesis; regulation of exocytosis. The transcript has 12 exons. The coding region runs from base 1290 to 2381 and encodes 363 amino acids. Gene Ontology annotation, cellular component: synaptic vesicle; septin complex; cell division site.
GCGGAGGCUCGGGGGGGGGCGGUGGCGAGGCCCAUUGCUGGCGCCCUUGCAUUUCAGAGCUUGUUCCGGGCCCCCGAAACACCCGCGCCACAAAAGCCUGGGGAAGACCGAGCUUGGACCAGAGCUGUGGCUUCUUGUGUGGAUUAAACCUCCAGGGGGAAUAUUUGUCUCAUCUGCCCCCGAAGCAGCCAGGCAGGGGUUGGCGUUGCCUGAUGUUAUCUUAGGGUAGUGUUUGCUGCGCUGUAUUAAUGCAGAGCGGGUUAGUCUGUCCCCAGUAGUCAUGGUCUGUCAGGAGAGGAUGGGCAAAGGGAGGAGAAGCACGCGUCUCAUCUCCACAGGGGAGAGCAGCUUUCCUCCAGGGGCAGAAAAGCUCCAUCCGCGUCAGUCUGUGGAUACUUCCAUGUAUGUCUGUGUGUUGCAUGGAAGGGGACAGUGAAUUAAGAGCUUGUGCCAGCCACAUUACUCAUGAGUGGUGGAGUGAGACCAAGCUGUGCAUACAAAGCAGUCUGCUGAAACGAGAGUAAAUAGCUAAAAACAUAGCAGUCUGUUAAUGUCCUUAUUUAAGAAGGUGAAAUUCCUGGAGAGCAGGUUUUCCCUUUUAGGGCUGCCCUGUCCAAGGUGGCUUGCAAAUGACAGCAAAUACCAAUAAGUGUGUGGCAAGGCUGCACCCUUGUGCCACUGAAUCAGCCCCACAAAUGUAGCCUAGGGGUUAGCCACUUACACGUAUGUACAAAAUAUUAUCUGUACCGAGACCAUAAAAACAGGUCUCGGUAUAUACGUUUUCAUCUUUCUUAUAUACAUAGUAGCAUUCGGUAGAAAGUUCAAACCGGUGUUGCCUUAAUGUCAAUGGCCUGUAGUUGGAAAGAUCACAUAGCCAAUAUUGUUUAUCCCCAAGAAAUCAAACCAUUUGGAUAGUUUACCUCAUUUAGUUUAAAAUCAUGUUCCCAUGUAAUAGGAAUCCAGGGAGUAGUUGAGGUUUGUACAGCACCUAGCGUCGUGCAACCCCGCGGGGUCCAUGGCUGCGGCCCAAGUGCUACCAAACUGCAAAUAAGAAAUGGUAGACCACUUGUCUGUCUUUGAAGAGAUAUAGGUGCUUUCCAGGAAAUGUUCAGCUAACUACUAAAUUUGAACCUAAUUGUGCAUGACUGAAGACGGGGGACUCUGCCGUUCAAGAGGAAGAGAUGGUGGAUUAAGAUACUAGACAGGGAUCAAGAGGCUUCCAUUCAGCUCCUAUCUCUGCAUAGCAGUUUUUCGCAGACCAGACCACCUAUGGUGCAUCUACACCACCAAUGAUGCUCAACCCUCAGGACCAUGAGAAGCAAUAUGUGGGGUUCGCCACCCUGCCCAACCAGGUGCACCGGAAAUCCGUGAAGAAGGGCUUUGACUUCACCUUGAUGGUUGCUGGAGAGUCGGGCCUGGGCAAGUCCACCCUGGUGAAUAGCCUGUUCUUGACAGACCUGUACAAAGACAGGAAGCUUCUCAAUGCUGAGGAGCGAAUCAGCCAGACCGUGGAGAUCUUGAAACACACCGUGGACAUCGAGGAGAAGGGAGUCAAGCUGAAGCUGACCAUUGUUGACACUCCGGGCUUUGGAGAUGCUGUUAACAACACAGAGUGCUGGAAGCCCAUCACUGACUACAUCGACCAGCAAUUUGAACAGUAUUUCCGUGAUGAGAGUGGCUUGAACCGGAAGAACAUCCAGGACAACCGUGUGCAUUGCUGCCUCUACUUCAUUUCGCCCUUUGGGCAUGGGCUGAGGCCAGUGGAUGUCGAAUUCAUGAAGGCUUUGCAUGAGAAGGUCAACAUUGUGCCCCUGAUCGCCAAAGCGGACUGCCUGAUCCCCUCGGAGAUCCGAAAGCUAAAGGAGAGGAUCCGGGAAGAGAUUGACAAGUUUGGGAUUAAAGUUUACCAGUUUCCAGAGUGCGACUCAGAUGAAGAUGAGGAAUUCAAACAGCAAGACAGAGAGCUGAAGGAAAGCGCUCCCUUCGCUGUCAUUGGCAGUAACACAGUGGUGGAGGCCAAAGGCCAGAGAGUCCGUGGGCGGCUGUAUCCCUGGGGCAUCGUGGAAGUGGAGAACCAAGCACACUGUGACUUUGUGAAGCUGAGGAACAUGUUGAUCCGGACGCACAUGCACGACCUGAAAGAUGUCACCUGUGAUGUUCACUAUGAGAACUACCGGGCGCAGUGCAUCCAGCAGAUGACCAGGCUCAAACAGGUCAGAAGCAAGCUGACUCAGGACAACAGGAUAGAAAGCCCAAUUCCCAUCCUGCCCCUUCCAACACCUGAUACGGAAACAGAGAAGCUGAUCAAGAUGAAGGAUGAAGAGUUGCGGAGGAUGCAAGAGAUGCUGCAGAAGAUGCAGCAACAGAUGCAGGACCAGUGAGUGCUAGGAGGAUGGGGGCAAAAGGAAUCCCCCCUGGUGACUUGCUGGGGCCCAGCUUGAGACGUGGACGUUUUCGAGAGAAGUUCCCCAUCGCGUAGAGACUUGCGGGCAAGAGCUGCACUCCACCCUCUAAUUUAUUAGCAGCGACACUGACCCUGCAGUCAGCCAGAUCGUGGAGGAGGCUGGUCACUUCACUGUUUACUGAUGUGGGUUUUCUUUUUUUCCCUCUUUUCCUAUUUUUUUUAAUAUAUGUAUAUAUAUAUAAAAGUCUGGGAAGUGUCUGAGGCAUUUUUAAAACCUCCCCCCCUUCCAGGUGUACUAACUGCUUGUUUGGGAAUGUUCUGGGAUUUCAAGUCACGGUGUCUGUGGCGUCCAAACUUGAAGACUCUCUGUGUAAAUGCACGUAAAUGUUUACUCCCAGCCAAGGUGCGGUGACCCCAUCCCCCUCACCACCCCUUAGGGCCAGCGCAGGUACCUUAAAAGGCAAAUGUUACCUCUGACCUUUCAUGGAUUAGACCAAGCCAGCUGUACCUCUCUGCCUGGGCAUUUCUCAGCCACUGCUUCACUGCAAGGCACAGCAGGGGUUUUUCACUGAAACUGGCUCAUCGGGGUAUUCUUAGGGUGCCUGAACAGUCCUGCUUGAUUUUCCCAUUGAGAAGUUCCAGGAUCAUUUGCACUGAGAGGAAGGAGCCUUGCUCCCUAGGUCAGUAAAUACCAGCUUUCCACUGCCCUUAUUUAGGCCUUCCUAGUUUCGCAGAUGUGCCAUUGAAGGCCAGGCUGCAUCAGCCUUUGGAGAGGUGAUUGCUACUGGGCCAAUCCCCUGGGUGUUAGCAUCUCCUCAGCCCACUGCAGCCAGCAAAACUGAGGAGUUAGCAGGCGACAUGGUAGCUUUUUCUUCACUUCCUUCCCUGUCUAGGGUGGGAGGUGUGGAGGUCCCAUGGUUCAGCCCCUGCUAUCCAACCCAAGUGUAACCCCAGUGCUCAGUUGGAGGUGUGAAGGGCUCAAGCCAUACCCACUGUUUAGAGCUGAAUGGUAGAAGCUACAGGGUAAGGAACAACUUCUCAGAGCAGGGCCCUCUUUUCCUUCCAAGCAUGUGAAGCCCCUCAGACACACUGCUGGCCCAUUAGCCCAUUCUGCCAUUUCCUCUGUACUUUCUUAAUGAGCGUGUGGGAGAGCCAAGAGCUUUCUGGAGGGGAAAGCUGGGAGGGCAGGCUGCAAUGGGAACGGGGGGUGAUGAAUGGCUUGCAGAGUCUUCAGCCAGCACAACAGGUGUGCAGGUGUUAUGCCAGGGACCAAGUGCAGCCCGGCAGGCCUUGCCCUUCCUGCACUGCCCUUUCUUACAGUAGCUUUAGGCUUCCCUUUUCCUCCUGUCCCCAGGCAUGGCAGCCUUUUCCAGCUCUAGUGUUGGGAAGGCAGGCGGGAUCUGGUAGGCAGAGAUAAGAGUGCUCUGUCUUUAGCCUUUCUGUCCCACUGCUGCUUCCUGCUUUAUUUUUACCAUCAGGCCCAGUGAGAGGAGGUCACCAGAAGUGUGGUGUGUCUGAUAGCACAGGAUGUGCUGGGAAGGCUGAUGGGAAUGGCAUCUUGCAGGGGCCUCUAAGUGAACUGCUCAUUUGACUCUUUUCUACCUUGACUCCAUGGAGUUCAGGCAACAGGCUGGUUUCACUCUGAUGCACAUUGGGUGAGGCCAUUGUGCCCAGCCCCUAGCUUCUGCUCCAGUUCCUCUUUGUUCACAUGUACCUGCAGUUUUGGGCUCCAUCCCUGGCUCCCUGGUGGUCCCCAGUCUCUGUUACUGUCUUGGCUAUGCAUAGACGGCAUGCCAAAUACUGGUUUUAGAUCCUAGGGCUGCUCCUGGCAGCAUGUCAGGCUGGCUUUUCUCCACAGUGCCCUUGCCCCACUUGGUCAGUAGGUUGGGUGGCUCUUGUUCACCAGGCCAAGCCACUUGUAUCUAGGCAGUGAUGAGGGGCUUGGUGCCUAAGAGGGCUCUCACCCAACACGUAGGGGAGGCAUGAGUGAGCACCAGACUGAAGCUCUGAGCUUUGAGCCUGGCUUGUUUAAGAUGCAUUUUACUGCCCCAGAGAAGUGCAGGAGCAUGAGGGAUGUGCUUCCAUCUGGCAGAAGAGCAAGGCUAUUACCUAGGUGGCUCCUUUUUCUCUUCCCAUGUGAAGCACAUGCAAUUGGGGCAAUGCCAGGCCAGGAUAGACUAGGGAUCCAUCUAAUCUGGUGUCCUGCCCCCCUCCCUGCCCCCACAGUGUCAGAUGCUUGGGGGGACCAAGCCUCCCUGCAGUGCUCCUUUUUAUGUGAUUAUUAUGGGGACAGAUUCUUCCAGGCCUCUGUUGGAAAUCAGCUGCUACCACACUAACUCUCACCAGUGUUAUCGAUACUACUGUAACUGCAAAAGCAUUGACAUGGCUGUACUCUCCCUCCUCUCUCCUGCUCCUCCCCUUUUUUUUAGCUUGCAAAGUUCCUUGUUUCUGUAUUUUCUGGGCAAUGCAUCCCACAAGAGAGUGACCUACUGCAGUAACAUCCCUUGACCAGCCAAGGGUUGCCCCUGUUUUAAGCAGGUUCUGAUCUAAGAGGACGAGGAGAUCAUCUUCCCUUUAGCCUCAGGUGAUGACGUGGUAAAGUGGAACAUGCAGCUGUACUGAUGGCUGCAGCAGUGAGCAAGGUGUUCAGACAGGGUGCUGCUGUGGACUUGAGGUAGUUGGGAGCUCAAGGCCGCUACAGAAGUAUUGCUGACUAAGACAUCUGCUCCUUGUCCUAGUGAAGGAGUCUCCAUCAUCUCAGUGCAAACUGCUGCUAAAUCAAGUAAUGAAUCGCUGAUCCAUUCCAGUCAUGGGCAAAAGAGUGGGUUGUAGUUUGGGGUCAGGCAGAGAAGUACCUGCCAGUGAGGUGACUAGAAUGGCAGCUUCUCGGCUGGACGUGCAACUUUUGCAGAGGUGAAGUGGGACCACAGAGACCCACCAGCAAAAAAAAUCCCAGCCAGCUUCCUACCCCAUGAGGUGAGGUAUGAUGGCUGCCGGGAAAGGGACCAGAAACUGAGCUGUCCUCUUGCACGCACUAGGGUCUGUCUGUGGAAGUGGCACUUGCAUAUUCAAAGAAUGGGUGUCUGUUACUGGCCCUGCUCUGUAGCAAAAUCUCAUUCCUGGAUAAACACGGGUGUCUGUGUGGCCCUUGGGGGCUGUAGCUCCCACUGACAGAGAAGAAAGUAAAGGGUAUAAGUAGGGUGCUAAUCCACCUAACCUUACCACCCACCUGCCCACGCACCUGUGUGUAACCAAAGGCAAACAUUGCCAAUGAUAGCACUUCUUAGCAGCUCUCUCCAGGGGUCUUGUCCUGCUCUGUAGCUGUUGUAGCUGAGGAAGAGGACGGUCGGUACAACCCCUUUAACUUUGUGCCUGACUGAGGAGGUACCUGUUGUGCGGUACUGGCUUUGUGAUCACUUUGCUGCCCUGUCUGCAUGCCUUGUCCUUGCCCCACGUCCUUUUGGGGGGACUCAUUUGUGCUGUGCGACAGCUUUUCUGCUCACUCAUCCCAGCCACAGCCAUGUGGUAACUCUGGCUUACUUGUGACCGUGUGACCCCACCUCCCCACGCUCCCUUCCAAGGCACUUCGUUGGUCUGUUUGAUUAC